UAACCAAAAGAAGUUAUGAGUCAACUCGCCUGAGUGAGUGAGCUCGCUAUCUCUUUCCUUGUCUCUCUCCCUCACUCAUCCUUAAAGAGUUUAAGAUGGCAAGCUUAGGUUGCUGUUCUUCCCUUUCUCUCACAAGGACAUCUCAGUUGAACUUCAGUAAUAACCACAAAAGAAUUAUGACCUGCAAACCACUCCGCAAGAGAAAUGUGGAAAUUAGAGCUGAAGUUAAUUAUGUGAGCAGCGACGAGGCCAAAGAACUUGUAGCUGCAGAGGGGUAUGCGGUUUUGGAUGUACGGGACAGUUCUCAAUAUGAUCGAGCACAUAUUAAAUCAUGUUAUCACGUGCCUCUUUUUAUCGAAGACAAGGACAAUGAUCCAGGUACGAUUGUGAAAAGGACUGUGCACAACAACUUUUCAGGGUUGUUCUUUGGCAUACCAUUCACUAAGCGUAACACAGAAUUUGUGAAGUCUGUUGGAAGUCAGUUUUCGCCAGAUAGUAAAUUGUUACUAGUCUGCCAAGAAGGAUUGAGGUCUUCUGCAGCUGCUAAUGAACUGGAAAAAGCAGGGUUUGAAAACAUAUCUUGUAUAACCUCUGGGCUUCAGUCAGUAAAGCCAGGAACAUUUGAAUCAGUUGGUUCAGCUGAGCUGCAAAAUGCAGGCAAGGCUGGAUUGGUAACCGUUCAGGGCAAGAUCUCAGCUGUACUUGGCACAGUUCUCAUUUGCGCAUAUCUUUUCAUAACCUUCUUCCCGGAUCAAGCAGAGAAAAUACUUCAGAUGGUCCCAGGAAGCUAGUUAUAAUAGUUGGGAAUACUUAAAAUCCCUGAAUUCAACUAAACAGUGUUGAAUGGCUGUUUGGAGCAAAAGAUACCAUGGAGUACAAAAGGGAAGUAGUUGAAUUUCAACAGCAUCUUAAAUAGCUUUAAUAUCGACUGAAGUAUGUGAUGACUCCUUUUCGAAUUUAUAGGGAGAAAUUGUCGCCUUCCUAGUGCCUACAGUGUCUGAGCACAGGCACAAGUGUAAAGAUGAAUUAGAUAAUGCUUCUUUUCUUGGGUUCUUAUCCUGCUGCUUUUUACUCACAAGUGAUAUAUAUCCGACUAUGCAGAACGAGGUCACUACCAGUUUUCAUGGUUGAGCAUGCAGUGUCAGGAAACUGAAGGGUUUGUUUAUACCAAGCACUUUGGAUUCAAACUUUGGGAGCAAAUUUUCCGCUGAGAAACUGUAUAUUGUGUUAUUAGCAUGUAGUCAUCAUUUACGUAUUGUUAAAUGGUAUCUACUCCCUCCGUUACUUUUUAAUAGGCCAGUUUCUAUAAAUAAAUAUUUCAAAAAAAUAGGCAAGUUUCCUAAUU
Papaver somniferum (opium poppy) is the source of this 1345-nucleotide messenger RNA. Its product is annotated as rhodanese-like domain-containing protein 9, chloroplastic. The transcript is spliced from 7 exons. The coding region runs from base 96 to 791 and encodes 231 amino acids. Gene Ontology annotation, cellular component: chloroplast. The record is from RefSeq and is a predicted model, not a curated record. NCBI's taxonomy places the organism in Eukaryota, Viridiplantae, Streptophyta, Magnoliopsida, Ranunculales, Papaveraceae.